GCCAACUGAUCCCACACACAAAUUACUACGUACUCAUUCGCAAAGCUAAGCUAGAAUUAACCGAUCGAAUCCGGCCAGCCAGCCAGCCGCCAUGAAGGUAGUCGUGGCCGACUCAGCUGAUGAGGCGACCAGGAGGAGCAGCAGGAGGUACGCGCUGCUUCUGGCGGCGCAGGACUCGGAGUACGUGCUCAAGGCGUACGGCGGCUACUUCAACGUCUUCGUGAGCGCCUUCGGCGGCGGCGAGUGCAAGGAGGAGGAGGCGUGGGACAUGUUCCGGGCGGUGGACGGCGAGCUCCCGGCUGCGGAGGCCCUGGCGGGCUACGACGGGUUCGUGAUCAGCGGCAGCCCGCACGACGCGUACGCGGACGAGCUGUGGAUCCUGCGGCUGUGCCUCCUCGUCCGGGACCUCGUCGCCGCCCGGAAGCGAGUCCUCGGCAUCUGCUUCGGCCACCAAGUGAUAUGCCGCGCUUUGGGGGGCCGCGUGGGGAAGGCGAGGACCGGCGGCUGGGACAUCGGCAUCAGGGAGGUGACCAUGGCGCCCACGCUGCCGCCCUGUGGCUUCCUCCACGGCCUGCCCCCUUACGCCAAGAUCACCGAGUGCCACCAGGAUGAGGUCUGGGAGGCGCCGGAGGGCGCGGACGUGCUGGCGUGGUCGGACAAGACCGGCGUGGAGAUGUUCUGCGUGGGCGACCGCGUGCUCGGCAUCCAGGGACACCCGGAGUACACCGGCGACAUACUCCUCAGCCUCAUCGACCGCCUCGCCUCCAGCGACUCCAUCACCAUGUCAUUUGCGGAGGCCGUCAAGAGGCAGCUGGAGGCUACUGGCCCUGACAGAGAGUUCUGGCUCAAGCUCUGCAAGAGUUUCCUCAAGACUGAAGAAGCAUGAUGCACAUAUAUAUCUAUCAUCAUAAAUAAACUUCUGGCAAUUGAAGAUCUAGCAUACAAUUUUGUUGCGGGGAAUCGGGAUUAGCGUGUGCCAAUGUUCUACGAUAGCGCACAAAGCUGUAAUAAACCAAGCUUGGUUGUCAACUUUAUGUACAGGCUCAUGCAAAGGGAAAAAAAAGAUUGUACGGAAGAGGGCCUCCACGGCUCCUCUUCCCAAGUGAGGCCACUUCUCCUAAAUAA
Molecule: messenger RNA, 1125 nt
Organism: Brachypodium distachyon (stiff brome)
Lineage: Eukaryota; Viridiplantae; Streptophyta; Magnoliopsida; Poales; Poaceae
Product: gamma-glutamyl peptidase 5
Exons: 4
Coding region: 92-886 (264 amino acids)
Cellular component (GO): cytosol
Source: RefSeq, a predicted model, not a curated record